AACAACAACCAACAACAGCUUGGUUUGGGCGAGUUCAGAGUUGUGAAUUUUAGUUUCAUUUCUACGAUUUCUCAGUUUUCGCUUUUAACUUAUUAUAGUAAAUAAGUCAAAAACUUACAUUCUGCAAGAAGAAAAUUGAACACAUCUACUUUAACUCCAGUAAUAUACUAAACCACCAUGAUAAUCCCUGUGCGCUGUUUCACCUGUGGGAAAGUAAUUGGCAACAAGUGGGAAGCAUAUCUUGGUCUGCUACAAGCUGAAUACACUGAAGGCGACGCGCUCGACGCUUUGGGCCUCAAGCGGUACUGCUGUCGGCGCAUGCUGCUCGGUCACGUAGAUCUCAUUGAGAAACUGCUCAACUACGCGCCGCUCGAGAAAUAGUGUGCUAUCAUUCCGCUUAGAAAAAGAUGCCGCCGCUAAGAAAAUUAUGACAGAGAUAACACUACCUAGUUACAAACGUCAAUUUAUUUUAGAUAUUGUGUAAAUGAUUUAUUUUACGGGCAAAAUAAAUCAUGCUUAAACCCAAUAACUACGAAAAAUAUGAAUGCUAGUUAUAAAAGAAUGAGAUAUUAACUUGUAAAGAGAAUGAGCUAAAAUAAUAAUAGAGGUAAGUAAUGUAAGUUAAGUAAUUUUAAUAAACGUAAAAUA
This is a messenger RNA of Maniola jurtina (meadow brown), 648 nucleotides long. RefSeq names its product DNA-directed RNA polymerases I, II, and III subunit RPABC5 (gene Rpb10). Gene Ontology annotation, cellular component: RNA polymerase II, core complex; RNA polymerase I complex; RNA polymerase III complex. The coding region runs from base 178 to 381 and encodes 67 amino acids. Gene Ontology annotation, molecular function: DNA binding; zinc ion binding; DNA-directed RNA polymerase activity. The record is from RefSeq and is a predicted model, not a curated record. The transcript is spliced from 3 exons. Gene Ontology annotation, biological process: tRNA transcription by RNA polymerase III; transcription by RNA polymerase II; transcription by RNA polymerase I. NCBI's taxonomy places the organism in Eukaryota, Metazoa, Arthropoda, Insecta, Lepidoptera, Nymphalidae.